GCACGAUCGUGACCGCGUAGAGGCGUUUCCGAGGGUACGCCGCUGGCUAGUUUUGAGGAGUUCUGAGUUCUGAAAGCUGGUUUUUAAGCAGGCACGCGUUAAGGGAAUACUUGAUAAAACUAGGAAUCAUCACCAAUUUGCAUAUACAUUAUCUGUAUCGGUAAUUUAAAGAGGUACACAUUGACGUGGAAACUUCAAUACCAAACCGAUCGAUGUGUCCUUGGAUAUCUUUCCGACUUACUUCUAUGGAAUAGUGCCAAGACAUUGGACAUUGUGCGUUGACGUUAGCUGGCUAGCUAGCUGAUGUUUUUUACCUAACUGUGCUGAAAAAGAAGGGGGAUGAGGGACCGGUUGGCCGACUUGACAGCCAACAGCAGACAUGAGGAGGAGGAAGUCAACAUCACGGUUGAUAAGGGUGCAUUCAUGGAAGAUUUCUUCCGACGGGUGGAGGAGAUUCGAGGACUCGUUGAUAAGAUCUCAUCUCAAGUGGAGGAGGUGAAGAAGAAACACAGCAUGAUCCUGUCUGCACCUAAUCCUGAUGAACGGACAAAAGAGGAACUGGAACAGCUGACCAACGAAAUUAAGAAGAAUGCCAACACUGUGCGGGCCAAGUUAAAGAUCAUGCAGCAGGACCUUCCGCCGGACGAGAACGCUAACAGGGCUUCUGUGGACCUCCGCAUUCAGAAGACCCAGCACACUGUGCUCUCCCGGAAGUUUGUGGAGGUCAUGACUCAGUACAACGAGACCCAAGUGUCCUUUCGGGAAAGAAGCAAAGGAAGGAUUCAGAGACAGCUGGAGAUAACUGGAAAAGUGACCACGGAUGACGAGCUGGAGGACAUGCUGGAGAGCGGGAACCCUGCAAUUUUCACAUCUGACAUCAUCUCGGACUCCCAGAUCACCCGGCAGGCCCUGAACGAGAUUGAGUCGCGACACAAGGACAUCAUCCGCCUGGAGUCCAGCAUCAAGGAGCUUCACAACAUGUUUGUGGAUAUGGCCAUGCUGGUGGAGACCCAGGGAGAAAUGAUCAACAACAUUGAGAAAAACGUGACCAAUGCAGUGGAGUAUAUCGGCCAUGCCAAAGAGGAGACCAAAAAAGCUGUGAGGUAUCAGAAGAAGGCUCGCAGGAAAACUCUUUAUAUUGCUAUCUGUGUGGUAGUGGGUGUCAUUAUUUUAGCCAUUAUCAUCGGGACCACGGUGUCUUAGUGCUGACCACGCUCCCCCAGUGAAGGAAGAAAGGAGAGGGCCGUCGAGGGGAACGCUCGCGUCCCAAAGAUGAGAACGAAACGACUCGCACUCCCCUGAGCAAACCUCAGUGCAGGUUUUUACAAAGUAGAUGAUUUGCUCUUUGGUGGUACCUUAUUCUCCAGCCUUUUCCCUGUUUGCUCCACAUUUUCCAACAGGGCUUCUCGCUGUUUUCCUUGAUUCACACUCAAGGUGCCACCAGUCGUGCUCCACAAUCUCACCUAAAGAGGCCUUACAGCUUUGUAUUGCACCAGGACUCACUCCAAAUUUUUAAAAAAUUAUAUAUUAAAAGUUCGUUUUUUUUUGCAUAGAAAAUCUCCAGCUUUUCAAUCUUUUUGUGCCGUUACAAGAUGCUCUGUGACCCCCAGCAUUAGCCUAGCGCUUAAACACACAAACUCUCCCUCACACAUACACUCACACGCACAGUCGCACACAGAGAGUUGUAGACAGACACACACACACUCACACAUGCACACGCACACACACUCUCUCUCUCUCUCACACACACACACAUACGCGCACACACUCCAAUCCUGGAACUGCUGCUCUGAAUGAAUUGUCUCCUGAGAACUGUGUUACUUUUUUCUAUUUUAUCCUUUGUACCCUGACUGCGAUUCCCUUCAUGUCACCUGAAAGCGUCCUUUGAAAUGCCAUUUUACAGAAUCGCCGAGACACACAAGGGCCCAUUUAGGGAAUCUCUGCCAAGAUGUACUGUAUAGGCCAGCUCUCCAAUGGCCCAUUUUAAUGAAUGUGUCACUGUUCCAGCACUGGCUGUCAAGCCUUCAAGAAUAGUCUUUUAUUUUAGCCUCCUUGCUAACCUCAGUAUAUAAGCUUUAAAAUCAUUCCUAGAUCUAUGUUAUAUUAAAUAUUGUUUUAUAGUCUUUUUAGUUCGCGUGUAUAUGAUCAAUUUUUGCACUGUAGACAAGUGUUUUUUUUUCUUCUUCGUGGUUUUUAAAAUUUUGUUUUAAAUUUCCAUCGACAACUGUGAUCAUGACCAGAAUGUGCCUGAGAUUUGACUGAGUAACAGAGAGUGCAAUUAUCUUUUCGAAUAAGAGUGAUUUAAUUCAAGUUACAGUGGAAAGAGCCCCAAUUAAUGUCUUGGGAAGGGUUUCAUAUUAGUCUUUCACAUUAUAGCAUUAAUACUUCUAUAUUCCAAAGGAAAUAUUUCUGAAUACCUCAAGUAUCACUAUUAAAAUACACUAAAGGUUUUACCCCUCUCUAAUAAUAAUAAUAUGAAUAAUAAUAAUAAUAAUAAACAGAAAAAUUGUGCUGUAAAGAAUGCAGUCUCAACUUAUUUAGUCACAACUAAGAGAUGCUCCACGUAUUUUAAUAAAUGAUAUAAAAUAUAAAUAAUAAAUCGAAUGAGAAUGAUUCUUGAAAAUGCAUUCCAUAUGUAGAACGGAGUGAUGCUGCAGAUGCAUUGGAGUUUGAGACUGAAAGCCAUAAUUAGUAUAUCUGGAUUUUUUCUACUGGUUUCACUUUUUGCUGUACAUACGUCUCGCUGUGUGAAACGGCACUUACGUAAUCAUGGGUUAUUAUUUUAUUUGCAAUGUGAUUGUACAAAGCAAAAAGAAUGUCUUCAGUUAGAAGUAAACCCUAUUAGGUUUUAUUUUGAUUGGGAUCAUAAAACUCUGCCAAAGAUGAAGUCACAUCUCUUAGCCAUUGUGAAUCCAGUUUUUUUGUUCCCCCCCCCCCCCCCCCCAUUGUUCAUUUAUUUUGACAUACCCUCUGGGCGGGGGGGUCCUGUUGUGUUUAUGAUGUGAUUACACUGACUGAAUUUAGCCGAAAUAAACAAACCGGUAAAAGGA
Messenger RNA from Anguilla anguilla (European eel), 3050 nucleotides. RefSeq names its product syntaxin 2b (gene stx2b). The transcript has 10 exons. Gene Ontology annotation, molecular function: SNAP receptor activity; SNARE binding. Bases 340 to 1203 code for a protein of 287 amino acids. Gene Ontology annotation, cellular component: presynaptic active zone membrane; endomembrane system; SNARE complex. The record is from RefSeq and is a predicted model, not a curated record. Gene Ontology annotation, biological process: intracellular protein transport; exocytosis; synaptic vesicle fusion to presynaptic active zone membrane. Lineage: Eukaryota; Metazoa; Chordata; Actinopteri; Anguilliformes; Anguillidae.